CCCACACGUCGUCGUACUGCACGCCGCCGCGCCGGCUAUAUAGGCAGCCGCGGCGGCACACUCCGACGGACGCACACGCGCGCUCUCCCGCGGCGACAGAGCAGCACGACGCGCGAGGCCGCCACCGCCAUGGACAUGGGCGGAGGGCACGACAUGGGCGGCAUGAUGGCCCCGCCGCCGUCCCCGCCGGGCGGCGGCGGCAUGGGGAUGCGGUACACCCACAUGACCUUCUUCUGGGGCAAGAACUCGGAGAUCCUCUUCACGGGGUGGCCCGGCGCCGACGGCGGCAUGUACGCGCUGGCGCUCGUGGCCGUCUUCGUGCUCGCGUUCGUCCUCGAGUUCCUGGGCUCCCGCAGGCUGGACGCGCUCCUCCGCCCGCGCGCGGCGCGCGCGGCGGUGCACGCGCUGCGCGUGGGCGCGGCGUACCUGCUCAUGCUCGCGAUCAUGUCGUUCAACGGCGGCGUGCUCCUCGUCGCCGUCGCGGGGCACGCGGCGGGGUUCCUGGCGUUCAAGGCCGGCCUGUUCGGCGACGGGCCGGCGCAGGUGGAGGACGGGCGCGGCAAGGAGGAGCUCGAGCCGGCGGCGUGCUGACGACAGGCGGCGUGCUGCGACGAUGGCGUUUGCUUGUCUGGCGUUGUUUGUGAGUAAUUGAGAACCGAACCGAAAGUACCGAAACCGAAAUAUUCGGUUCCUUAUUCAGUACCUAGUUCUGGGGAACCGAAUUUAUCGAGGUAUAUUCGGUUCUGUAUCUCGGUAAAUCGAAGUACCGAACUAGUACCGAAUUACGCAAGUAGCAGCUCAUGUUACGUAUUUGUUAUGUAUUUAUGGACAACUUUGUUACAUAUUUACAGUAAUCUACUCAUGUAGUAUUGUGACCUUUUAUAUGUAUGAUUUUUAUACUAUUAUUCUCUAUGGAAUCA
Molecule: messenger RNA, 920 nt
Organism: Panicum virgatum (switchgrass)
Lineage: Eukaryota; Viridiplantae; Streptophyta; Magnoliopsida; Poales; Poaceae
Product: copper transporter 1-like
Exons: 1
Coding region: 130-591 (153 amino acids)
Biological process (GO): intracellular copper ion homeostasis; copper ion transmembrane transport
Cellular component (GO): plasma membrane
Molecular function (GO): copper ion transmembrane transporter activity
Source: RefSeq, a predicted model, not a curated record